This is a messenger RNA of Tripterygium wilfordii, 2191 nucleotides long. RefSeq names its product endoplasmic reticulum oxidoreductin-1-like. The record is from RefSeq and is a predicted model, not a curated record. Bases 297 to 1709 code for a protein of 470 amino acids. Gene Ontology annotation, cellular component: endoplasmic reticulum membrane; endoplasmic reticulum. Gene Ontology annotation, molecular function: protein-disulfide reductase activity; thiol oxidase activity; FAD binding. NCBI's taxonomy places the organism in Eukaryota, Viridiplantae, Streptophyta, Magnoliopsida, Celastrales, Celastraceae. The transcript has 10 exons. Gene Ontology annotation, biological process: protein folding in endoplasmic reticulum.
CGGUUGCCGACUCGCCGUUGUAUGAAUGUAUCGGACCUUCCUUGCCCCUCGUUUAUAGGAAACGUAGCUCAUCGUUUCCAUUUCUUCACAUUGACAAUGUUUUUACGAAGGAUCUUUCAUCAUCAGCCAUAGAUCCGGAAUUAGAUAGCGCCUUGAUCACUCUCGCACUCUCAGUUUCUGUCGCCUGAAACACCACAGCUGGAAAUUCUCAGUUUCUUUCGCAGCAAGCAGACGGGGGUCGCGUUUGGAGGUUUAGGGUUUUGAACUGACGCUCGCUGUCUGCUUUUAGUUUCAUUAUGGAGAAGGAGAACUCAGAGGCUAAGGAACGCAAGAAAAUGAGCCGAUGUGGAUGGGUAGUUGGUGCUUUGAUUGUGUUGAUUAUUGCUGUGGCUGUAGCUCUGGUUUCAACAACUGCUCCUAAUUUGUCUCUCUUUGUGCAAUCUAAUAAGCUCUGUCACUGUGGUCAGGAUAAACAUAAGUAUAGUGGAAUGGUGGAAGACUGUUGUUGUGAUUAUGAAACUGUGAACCGUAUCAAUGAGGAAGCUUUACAUCCAUUGCUCCAAGAGCUUGUGAGGACACCUUUCUUCAGAUAUUUCAAGGUCAAGCUGUGGUGUGAUUGCCCUUUCUGGCCUGAUGAUGGUAUGUGCCGUUUACGAGAUUGCAGCGUUUGUGAGUGCCCUGAAAAUGAGUUCCCCGAAUCUUUUAAGAAGCCUGCCCAUCAUGGGCUUCCAUCAGACGAUCUUGUGUGUCAGGAAGGAAAUCCUAAGGGUGCUGUGGACCGUACACUGGAUAGUAGAGCUUUUAAGGGGUGGACAGAAACAGAUAAUCCAUGGACAAAUGAUGACGAGACUGACAAUGCUGAGAUGACAUAUGUAAAUCUCCAAUUGAACCCUGAACGCUACACGGGCUAUACUGGUCCAUCAGCUAGAAGGAUAUGGGAUGCUGUUUACUCCGAGAACUGUCCCAAGUAUCCCUCUGAAGAGUUAUGCCAAGAAGAAAGAAUAUUGUACAAAUUGAUAUCUGGUCUUCACUCCUCCAUUUCAAUCCAUAUAGCUGCUGAUUACCUACUUGAUGAAGCUACAAAUUCGUGGGGCCAAAAUCUAACGUUGAUGUAUGAUCGGGUCCUGAAAUACCCAGAUCAUGUCAGAAACUUGUAUUUUACAUUCCUUUUUGUUCUUCGAGCUGUGACAAAGGCAGCAGAUUACUUGGAACAAGCUGAAUAUGACACUGGUAACCCUAUUGAGGAUCUGAAGACACACUCGUUAAUAAGACAGCUUCUCUAUAAUCCAAAGCUGCAAGCAGCAUGCCCCCUCCCAUUUGACGAAGCUAAGUUGUGGAAAGGCAAAAAUGGUCCUGAACUUAAACAAAAAAUUCAAGGACAAUUCAGAAACAUUAGUGCAUUGAUGGACUGUGUGGGCUGUGAAAAGUGUCGACUAUGGGGAAAGCUUCAGGUUCUUGGUCUUGGAACUGCAUUGGAAAUCCUAUUCUCUGAUAAUGGAGGACUGCCGGAUCAGACUCUGCAGUUGCAUCGGAAUGAAGUAAUUGCCCUGACAAAUCUACUCAAUCGGCUAUCAGAAUCAAUCAAAUUUGUGCAUGAAAAGGGACCUACUGCUGAAGGACAGACUUCUUCGCCUACAAAUCAAAUCAGCCUUUGGAAGAGAAUAUGGACCUCUAUAGUCACAAGGCUGAUAACGUUGAGCGACUUGUGAGAGCUCCGACUAUAAGUAGCACCCUAUACUCUGAAGAAGUCUGAAGAAAUAGUACAGAAAACCGCAGUUUGUAUUACAAAAAAAAAAGAACAUUGCUCAGAUAUUAUACAGCAUGCAUGUGGAGGUAAGAAGAGCAAGUUUAGGUGAGGAGUUGGAUUUAUAGAGAGAGGCAACAUUGCAUCUGGAGUUGAACAAGACAAUACUGAAGUUGGAUGUAAUAUUGGGUUUACAUUUUGGGCCAGCGAGCAUGGAGGUCCCCCAUUCCAAUAGAAUCUGCCUCUGAAAUGUAGUAUUAGACAAGAAUUUGUACAAACCAAGUCCAGUCAUUUUUCUUAACAGAAUCAUUCCGCGCCCAAAGUGGUCAGAUGCAUAAAAGUUGGCCAUUAAACAAAUUUGCUGUUAUGGAGGUAAGAACGAAUGUAUUGAGGGAGUAAUAUCCAUGGAGAAAAAUCAUUUAUGGGUUAUUUUUUCUUUUUGUUGGC